AUGGCCUUUCCCGGCCUGCCCUUUCAACCCACUGAACGCACCUUUGUCCACCGUGCGCAGGUGCAGCAGACGGUACCAACGGCAGCCUCUGUAGAUGCAGAGGCCUCGGCCAUCACACACGAUGGCUUUGAUGCCCUCGUGGUGGCCAAUGGUCACUAUGCCAAGCCUCGCAUGCCCCAUAUACCGGGCUUGGAGAACUUUACCGGCCACGUUUUGCACAGUCACAAUUACCGCUUUCCAGAGCCCCAUGCCGGCCGCAACGUGGUGGUGCUGGGCGGUGGUCAGAGCGGGCGUGACAUUGCUCAGGAGCUUCACGGCGUGGCUGCCAGCGUUGUCCUGGCCCAUGCCACCCCGCGCAUCAACGUUCCUGAGCUCCGCGAAACCGCUCCCAUUACCACCGUGGCCAAAGAUGGGACCCUUGUCACAAGCGAUGGACUGCACCUCGAGGCCGACACUCUCAUCUUGGCCACGGGUUACCAUUUUGAUUUUCCGUUCUUGGACCUUGGUGCACAUGGCCUGGAAUCCGUGCCCCCACGUCGGAUUCGCGGCCUUUAUCAGCACAUGCUCGCCAUCCACGAGCCCACGCUGGCUUUGGUCGGCCUCCCUUACAAGAUUGUGCCAUUUCCCCUUUUUGAUCGACAGGGUCUCUGGCUCAAAGCCCUCUGGGCUGAUCGCACGCUCCAGCUGCCUUCGAUCGAAGAAAUGCAGGCCGUCGAUGAACAGCUGGUCGAGGCUGCCGAUGGUGACGAACAGGCAGUUGUCGUCCUCAGCGCCCGCCAAUGGGCCUAUAAUAGCCGGCUCUCUUCCGAAGCACGGGCGGAGCCUCUUGAGCCCUGGCGUCGCGAGGUGUACGAAGCAAACAACGCUCAACGCAAGCGCAUGCCGUGGCAGUACAAGCUAAACGAAUUUGAUAUUGAUUUUUCCACCGGAGACUGGCUGGGCCGCUAUGCAGACGGUGCUACUGAAAGCCGCGCACAAUUCUUGGCCCAAUCCACCAGUGCCCCCAGUCCCCCAGCAUCAUCUCAGUAG
This is a messenger RNA of Monosiga brevicollis MX1, 1029 nucleotides long. RefSeq lists its product as uncharacterized. Gene Ontology annotation, molecular function: flavin adenine dinucleotide binding; NADP binding; N,N-dimethylaniline monooxygenase activity. Bases 1 to 1029 code for a protein of 342 amino acids. The transcript is spliced from 4 exons. NCBI's taxonomy places the organism in Eukaryota, Choanoflagellata, Craspedida, Salpingoecidae. The record is from RefSeq and is a predicted model, not a curated record.